GACGCUCAGUUAUUCUCUCUCAGGGGCUGGAAGCAGCCACAAGGGGUGAAGGAGGGAGCUGGAGGAACGUAUCUUUUAAGGAAGAAGACAGAUUCUGUUCUGUCAGGUUCCUCCGAGUGUGUGUAAGAGCAAGUCAGAGGAGAGAGAGAGAGAGGAAAAGGCAGAGGGAGAGAGGGGGAGAGGGGAUCUGUUGCAGGCAGAGGAAGGCGUGACCUGAAUGGAGAAUGCCAGCCAAUUCCAGAGACACACAGGGACCUCAGAACAAAGAUAAGGCAUCGCUGACACCACACCGGGGACGAGCUCGCAGACAAGUCAGGCCGGGGGGACCAGGCAGCCAGGAGCACCCAAGACAGGAAAAUGAGGUGGCUCCUUCUCUGUCAUGCUCUGUGCUUCUCCUUGUUGAAGGCUUCGGCCCACAUCGUGGAGCUUAACAAUAUGUUUGGCCAGAUCCAGUCGCCUGGCUAUCCAGACUCCUAUCCAAGUGAUUCGGAGGUGACUUGGAAUAUCACUGUCCCAGAGGGAUUUCGGAUCAAGCUUUACUUCAUGCACUUCAACUUGGAAUCCUCCUACCUAUGUGAAUAUGACUAUGUGAAGGUAGAAACUGAAGACCAGGUGCUGGCAACCUUUUGUGGCAGGGAGACCACAGACACGGAACAGACCCCUGGCCAGGAAGUGGUCCUCUCCCCUGGCUCCUUCAUGUCCAUCACUUUCCGGUCAGAUUUCUCCAAUGAAGAGCGAUUCACAGGCUUUGAGGCCCACUACAUGGCUGUGGAUGUGGACGAGUGCACGGAGCGGGAGGACGAGGAGCUGUCCUGUGACCACUACUGCCACAACUACAUCGGCGGCUACUACUGCUCCUGUCGCUUCGGCUACAUCCUCCACACCGACAACAGGACGUGCCGAGUGGAGUGCAGUGACAACCUCUUCACCCAGAGGACCGGCGUGAUCACCAGCCCCGACUUCCCUGGCCCUUACCCUAAGAGCUCCGAAUGCCUCUACACCAUCGAGCUGGAGGAGGGUUUCAUGGUCAGCCUGCAGUUUGAGGACAUUUUUGACAUUGAGGACCAUCCUGAGGUGUCCUGCCCCUAUGACUACAUCAAGAUUAAAACUGGUCCAAAAGUGCUGGGGCCCUUCUGUGGAGAGAAAGCCCCAGAACCCAUCAAUACCCAGAGCCACAGCGUCCAGAUCCUGUUCCGCAGUGACAACUCGGGCGAGAACCGGGGCUGGAGGCUGUCAUACAGGGCGACAGGGAAUGAAUGCCCCAAGCUGCAGCCUCCUGUCCAUGGGAAACUCGAGCCCACGCAAGCCAAGUACUCCUUCAAGGACCAGAUGCUCAUCAGCUGUGACACAGGCUACAAAGUGCUGAAGGAUAAUGUGGAGAUGGACACAUUCCAGAUCGAGUGUCUGAAGGACGGGACGUGGAGUAACAGGAUUCCCACCUGUAAAAUUGCAGACUGUGGAGCCCCGGCAGAGCUGGAAAAUGGGCUGGUCACCUUUUCCACCAGGAACAACCUUACCACAUACAAAUCUGAGAUCAGGUACUCCUGCCAGCAGCCCUACUACAAAAUGCUGAACAGUAUCACAGGUGUAUAUACCUGUUCUGCCCAAGGAGUCUGGAUGAAUGAAGUCCUAGGGAGAAGCCAGCCCACCUGCCUACCAGUGUGUGGUCAGCCCUCCCGCUCCCUGCCAAAUCUGGUCAAGCGGAUCAUCGGAGGUCGGAACGCCGAGCCCGGCCUCUUCCCCUGGCAGGCCCUGAUCGUGGUGGAGGACACCUCAAGGGUACCAAACGACAAGUGGUUUGGGAGCGGGGCCCUGCUCUCUGAGUCCUGGAUCCUCACAGCAGCCCACGUGCUGCGCUCCCAGCGCAGAGACAACACGGUGACACCAGUCUCCAAGGACCACGUCACUGUCUACCUGGGCCUGCAUGACGUGCGGGACAAAUCGGGGGCUGUCAACAGCUCAGCUGCCCGAGUGGUGCUCCACCCAGACUUCGACAUCCAGAACUACAACCACGACAUUGCUCUGGUGCAGCUGCGGGAGCCUGUGCCCCUGGGGCCCCACGUCAUGCCCAUCUGCCUGCCACGACCCGAGCCCGAAGGCCCGGCGCCCCAUGUACUGGGCCUGGUAGCUGGCUGGGGCAUCUCCAAUCCUAACGUGACGGUGGACGAGAUCAUCAGCAGCGGCACGCGGACCUUGUCGGACGUGCUACAGUACGUCAAGUUGCCCGUGGUGCCGCACGCCGAGUGCAAGACCAGCUAUGAGUCCCGGUCAGGCAACUACAGUGUCACAGAGAACAUGUUCUGCGCCGGCUACUACGAGGGCGGCAAGGACACAUGUCUGGGGGACAGCGGUGGGGCCUUUGUCAUCCUCGACGACUCUAGCAAGCACUGGGUGGCCCAAGGCCUGGUGUCCUGGGGGGGCCCCGAAGAAUGUGGCAGCAAGCAGGUGUAUGGGGUCUACACUAAGGUCUCCAACUACGUGGACUGGGUGUGGGAGCAGAUGGGCACCCCGCAGGGUGUCGGGGAGCUCCAGGUGGAACGGUGAGCUGCCUGACUUCCUCAGGGCCGCCUGUCCUGCCCAACCCAAGCAAGGCUGCACCACACAAUCCCGAAAGCACCCUCCUUGUUACUCAGCAGACCAAAUGGGACAGAACACACUGCUCCCACCUUCCCAAGGCAGCCCCCAGGACUCCAAGAGGCAGCAGUGUGAUACAGGAAAAAGGUUCUACACAGGAGACCUAGGUCCCGGUCCUGGGCGAGUCCCUUCCCCUCUCCCAGCCUCACUCUCCCUGUAGAACAGCGAGGAGCUAGGCUGGGGGCAGUCCCACCACUCCUCUCUAGAGUGCUUACCCCAGGGACCUCGUUCACUCCAUUCACUUGUCAGACUCCUUGGCCCCACGGUGGGUGUAACUGAGCUUGGACCUGACUGUUAGAGAAUGUCUCCUUGCCUUGAGCUGAAGUCCGAGACCAUGUAUUUUCCCAGCUCUGGCUUCUGGGCACAGUCUAAUCCCUUUUCUGGCAGAGAGCCGCUCAGGUCUGGGGAGACAGGGGUUGCACCCCCAGAAGCCUUGCAGGACUUUCAUCCCUGGGGUUCUUCUCCCCACGGCUCCUUGCAGUCCAAGCCUUAUCUCUUAUAUUCCCUGUUAAAGGAAUUUCAAAGGACAAGGAGAAAGCUGGGAAGCCCUGUGGUGACUGUAGGGAGAAGAGCAGUGGGAGGCUCCCCCACCCCGUUAAAUUCCUGCCGUCAACUCAGAACCACCUUUUGGGCACAUACGUCACUCUCAAAUACCAGCUGACAAAAUGGGGCGUCCACACCUGACACUCCAGACAAGCACAGAGCAACCUUCCAGCCAUGAAAUGUAGCAUCUGAAAGACCACCUCAGCCCCAGCCCCAGGCAUGGAGACUGAACCGGAUCACUUGGAGAAAGAGAAGGCCCAUGCUGUGCCCCGCCGUGCUUCUGGGCAGGGAAACAGAACAAAGGCGGGCUCCGGAUGUAGGAGUGGCCCAAUCCCACCGCACUGCCCAGCGUGCCUGAAUCUGGGCUUUCCAGAGAGUGCACCCAGGAUGGACGUGCAGAGGGAUCCACUUCUCCGGUUUCCAGGGGCCAGAGUCAAGGGAAGCAGAGACUUGCCCAUGAAAGGCAAUGAGAAGACACAGAGAUACAAGAGUCCUGGGUUCUAGCCACAGCUCUUUCCCCAGCUGGCUGUGUAACCUUUGACAAAUCAGUUUCCCUCUCUGGGCUUCAGUUUCCCCAUCUGUCAAAGGAUCCCCUCAGGAUCCUUCCAGCUCCAGUGUUCAGCUCUUCCGUUGCCAGCAGCCUCUCCCUGGACCUCAGACAGGGCUAAUCGUCCUCCUCCCGGAGCUCUCUCUUCAGGGGACUCUCCAUCAGAGAAAGGCAGCCAGAGAAAGCCCUGAGAGGAAUUCCAAGAGAACAAUUGGGAAGCAUCCACUUUUCCAACCGGGUCCUGAAAGCACACUCCUAUGUCUAUGAACAGUGCAUGUAGAUGAUGCUAUAUUUUGUAUGUUUUAUAUCACAAGCUUCACUCCUCUGUAAGGUGCCUCUGCACUCCGGUUCUCCUGUCCAGGGGACUAAAGUGGAAAUAAACCUUCAGUGGAUAACCAA
This is a messenger RNA of Camelus dromedarius (Arabian camel), 4123 nucleotides long. RefSeq names its product MBL associated serine protease 1 (gene MASP1). The record is from RefSeq and is a predicted model, not a curated record. Lineage: Eukaryota; Metazoa; Chordata; Mammalia; Artiodactyla; Camelidae. Gene Ontology annotation, molecular function: calcium ion binding; serine-type endopeptidase activity. The transcript has 11 exons. Gene Ontology annotation, cellular component: extracellular region. Bases 358 to 2544 code for a protein of 728 amino acids. Gene Ontology annotation, biological process: complement activation, lectin pathway; proteolysis.